Messenger RNA from Danaus chrysippus (African queen), 261 nucleotides. The record is from the annotation of a GenBank genome assembly. NCBI's taxonomy places the organism in Eukaryota, Metazoa, Arthropoda, Insecta, Lepidoptera, Nymphalidae.
AUGUCUUCAAAUACUUCUGGCAAUGAGAAGCCUGGUGAAGGAAUCCGUUCAAUGCGCUCUACUAACGCAUUUCGUGUUAUCAACUUUGAAUUAUACGCGAAACCCAAUAUCGUGAUAAUGAGCAUUGGUGUGACAUGUUUUGGACUCGCGUUGGGAUAUAUUGCAUACAUGAGACAGAAAUAUGAAUCCAUGGGUUACUAUGCUGCAGUCGAUAAAGAUGGAAAGGAAAUAUUUGAAAAAAAGAAAUCCAAAUGGGAUUGA